UCCAGCACUAAUGAAAUCAAAAUAAAACUUUGCCGGCGUAAGUUAUUUUGCGAAAUAUGUUAAAAAUACGCAACAUUUGUGUAAUGCAACGCCGCUGGAAAGGCGGCAAAAAACGCUGGAAUACGUUGCAGUACAAAAAGAAUAACUGUGAUCGUGCGCUGGAAAGCUUUGACGACUUUUAUGGCUCUGUCUAUGGCAACAGAUGGAAAAAUAUGCGUGCGGCAUUGCUAACUGAACACAAAUAUGUGGCCAUGGUGAAUAAUUUUGGGGACACAGAGCAAACAUGCAGCAUGCUCGAAAUGGAUGGCGCUAUAAAUGUAAAAUCGCUAAUACAACUGGCCAAAGAACGACAGGUGGGCGGCAGUGGAGAGAUGCUGAAAGCAACGCGUGGUAAUUACGACAUCGAUCAGAAGUUAGAUGCGCUGUUGAGAAAGCAACAAGAGCGCGAGGUAGCGGCUGUAUACCCCAGUGGCAAGGAGGAGGGACAUGUUGCUCCACAACAACUGCAAACAAAUAAACAAGAAUCGACAGAGGCGGAACCAGAGAAAUUUGAAUAUAAACAAAGUUUAACACGCGCAUUGGAGCAUGAUGUGCAGCUGGAUGAGAGUCGUCUUGUGGAUCCACAAUACGGCACGGGUGGUUUAUACGAAUAUAUGCCUGCGCACAGCAUUAAGGGCAUGGAGGAUUGGGUAGCCGAGUCGGAGCAUUACAAGUAUUAUCAAACAAGUGCAGAUUUUCCUUUAACAAUAGAAGCAGAUGCAGCUUUCCAAUUUCCCGAGCACCUGGCUUUGUAUACCUAUGAAAUGGGCAACUGCUCCGAUUUUAAACCACCGCGUAAAUGUUUAACAGGCGUCUUGUCACAUUUUCUGAUGGACGGUGCUAGCAUAUUGCCGCCUUUAAUGCUGCAAGUGCAGCCUGGAGAACGUGUGCUGGAUGCUUGUGCCGCACCUGGUGGCAAAUCGUUGUUGAUGCUGCAAACAUUGCAUUUGGAUCAACUGAUUUGCAACGAUGUGCAGGAAUCUAGACUCAACAGAAUCAGGCAUGUUAUGCAAGAAUAUCUCUUUGACUUUAAACAACGCUGGUCAGGCAAACGCCUGAGCUUUAGUCAAAGCGAUGCACGUAACUUACAAGAUUAUGAUAGUUAUGAUAAGAUCUUGGUGGAUGUGCCCUGCACCACCGAUAGACACGUGCUGAACAAACAAGAUAAUAACAUAUUCAAGCCCAGUCGUAUCAAAGAACGUCUGCGCAUACCCGAGCUACAAGCCGGCAUCUUGGCCAAUUGCUUGAGAUUGCUUAAGCCAGGUGGCACCCUGGUCUACUCCACCUGCUCGUUGUCGCCAGUGCAGAACGAUGGUGUUGUGCACAUGGCGCUGCAACAAGUGUUCACCGAACAUGCCAUUACCGCGACCAUUAAGGAUUUAAGUCAACACACAGCGCUCUUUGAGGAUAUCUUUAAGUUUGAGCAGCCCAAGGGCUUAAAAUAUGGCCAAAUGGUGCUACCCUAUUUGCCAGCUAAUUUUGGUCCUAUGUAUUUUAGUAAAAUUACAAGAAAUUCUUGAACUGAUGUAAAAAAUAAAUA
This is a messenger RNA of Drosophila busckii, 1579 nucleotides long. Its product is annotated as 5-methylcytosine rRNA methyltransferase NSUN4. The record is from RefSeq and is a predicted model, not a curated record. Lineage: Eukaryota; Metazoa; Arthropoda; Insecta; Diptera; Drosophilidae. Gene Ontology annotation, biological process: rRNA methylation. The transcript has a single exon. Bases 57 to 1559 code for a protein of 500 amino acids. Gene Ontology annotation, cellular component: mitochondrial large ribosomal subunit. Gene Ontology annotation, molecular function: methyltransferase activity.